Molecule: messenger RNA, 1527 nt
Organism: Hypoxylon trugodes
Lineage: Eukaryota; Fungi; Ascomycota; Sordariomycetes; Xylariales; Hypoxylaceae
Product: glycoside hydrolase family 43 protein
Exons: 2
Coding region: 307-1356 (349 amino acids)
Biological process (GO): carbohydrate metabolic process
Molecular function (GO): hydrolase activity, hydrolyzing O-glycosyl compounds
Source: RefSeq, a predicted model, not a curated record
AAAAGUGUGGCCCUCGUUUAUUGGUGUGAAACAUCCCGCUGGGGCUUGUUUCAACUUCGCUGAAGCCACGCCUCGCUAGCGAUUAUACCGUCGACACGCCAUUGACAAUAGGGAUGAUGAGAAGGACCGAGUAAUGCCGAGUGAAUACGCAUACAACAUUCCAGCGAAUCUAUAAAUUCCAGUCAAUAUGGCCCGCAAGCGGACGAGUUGCAUUCUACGAGGGCGCACUUCGUUCCUCGUCUGCUUCGGCCCAUACUCUCUCUCUCUCUCUUGUUUUGUUUUCGUUAGACCCGCUCAUCGCCCACCAUGAAGAGCUUUCUGUUUUCAUUAGGUGCCGCCGGCUUAGUCGCCGCGCUCCCGAAAAAUGCCCCGCGAGCUGCGGAGGAGUUGCCGACGCUUGGGCUAGCGAACAUAACAAAGAUCGACAUGGCCGCCGGCGGUCUACAGGGCCGUCGCCUAGCGGGUCCGUUUAUGGGAGUCGACUUCCCUGACCCUAGUAUAAUAUGGGGUGACGGCUCAUGGAAAGCCUACGGCACAUCAUCGAAUGGAAAGAAGAUCCCCGUCGCCACAUCGUCGGAUACCUGGUCGUGGACGCUCACCGGAAACGAUGCGCUGCCGGACCCGGGAUCCUGGGUUGACCCCAAUGAUCAAGGUAUCUGGGCGCCGGAUGUGCAGAAGAACGAUGCUGGUACAUACGUAAUGUACUACACCGCGCACCAAAACGGCGGAAGCCACUGUAUCGGCGCCGCGACAUCGAGUUCAGCACUAGGCCCCUUCACACCACAGAGCCAACCACUAAUCUGCGACGGCGGAAACGGCGGUGUUAUUGACGCCUCCGGAUACGACGACGGCACAGACCGGUGGAUUCUAUGGAAAGUCGAUGGAAACAGUCUCGGCGGCGCAACAACUUGCCAGGGUGGCACACCCUCCGGAUCGUACAAGUCGACGCCAAUUAAGAUUCAGCGAGUAGCGCGCGAUGCGCUCACUUUACUAGACAGCGCGAAGACGAUUUUGGAUAACGAGGGUGCGUCAAAUGAUGGCGUGGUCGAGGCGCCGUCGCUGUAUAAGAUCGGUGAUGGAAACUUUGUCCUCUUCUAUAGCGCGCAUUGCUACUCCAGCGAUGAUUACGACGUCGAAUACGCCUUCUCGAGCACCAUUGAUGGUAGCUACGGAAACCGGGGCAUUCUGAUCCGAACUGUCGAUAACCGUGGUGUUUUUGGACCGGGUGGUCUAGAUAUCGACCCCAAUGGCAAGAGUGUCGUUUUCCACGGCCGCUUGAAUGCUAAUGAUGGUGGUGCUGCGCGUGAACUGUAUAGCGCGGAGUUGACUAUCAACGGACAAUCAAUUACCGCAUAAGGAACUUACUUAUAAGGGGUUUCAUAUUAAUUUGGGUUGGCGUUUAAUAGCGAGGGUUACGCAUAUGAUGGUGUGAUGAACGGGCCUGUCGUCGCUGGAGAGACAGGCCGGAGCUUGCAUAUAACUUCUAGCGAUUGUCAUGUACAUAUUUUUAUAUUCUGGACAUACAUA